Messenger RNA from Xiphias gladius (swordfish), 4750 nucleotides. Its product is annotated as glypican-5-like. The record is from RefSeq and is a predicted model, not a curated record. Gene Ontology annotation, biological process: positive regulation of canonical Wnt signaling pathway; cell migration; regulation of protein localization to membrane. Gene Ontology annotation, cellular component: plasma membrane; cell surface; extracellular region. NCBI's taxonomy places the organism in Eukaryota, Metazoa, Chordata, Actinopteri, Istiophoriformes, Xiphiidae. Bases 216 to 2123 code for a protein of 635 amino acids. The transcript has 11 exons.
UUCAGAAAGUACUGUGAGCGCACAAUGUCAAUUAAGUAAUUGAGCUGAAGUGAGUGGCAGUGUCAGACAGAGAGGGGGGCGCUGAGCCCGAUAGUGGUCUCCAGAAGAGACCUCACUGGCUGCAGAUGAAGUUUUCAGUCACACUGCGACGUGCGGGACUAUUGGGAAUUCGUGUCAAACAUCCGGACUCUCUAUCUUCAGACUGAGAUGUUGCGAUGUUCCGUGCAGCCUUACAAAACGUGGACUUGUUUCGGGUGAUUCUGCUGUAUUCGGUUUUUCUACCGGAGACCGGCUGUAGAUCAGCCGAUGCAGACAGCUGUCAUGAGGUGAAGACAGCCUACAUGAUGCGCCAAAUAGGCCCGGUGGAGCUGGUGCCAGACAGACCGGGAACAGAUGAAUCUCUCCGAGUGUGUGCCCACCCUGGGCCCACCUGCUGUACAAGUAAGAUGGAGGACAGCUACAUGGCGGCUGUUCGCAGUGAGACGCAGCAAAAGAUGCAGUCUUACAGCUUCGAACUCAAGUACCUGAUUGCUGGACACACCAAGGCCUACCAAGAGACCUUUGAGUCGCUUGUGUCCUUCACAUCUAACCUGACCAGCUCACUGUUCGACAGCGCCUACUCCGCUCUGGCGUCCGACUGUCGCCCCCUUGUGUUUCAGCUUUUCAGCGACAUCAAAGACCACCUCUCUGGAGAUUCAGAUUCCUCCCUAGACAACACUGUGCGUCGAUUCUACAAUGAUCUCUUUCCUUUGGUUUAUCGCCGUCUGCUCAACCCUGGGAUUGGCCACAUGUCGCUCCGGACCUAUUCCUCCACCUCCACCACUCACGACGACUGCUUGCGGUUGACGCGGCAGGACGUCAGUCCGUUUGGACCCCAUCCUCACCUACUGGUCAGCGGCCUCUCCCAUGCGCUCAGGGCAGGUCGAUCAUUGAGCCGACUUCUCCGACUAGCUGGAGAGGUUGUGAAUGCAACCGAGAAGGCUACGUUAUCCAGAGAGUGCGGGCGAGGGUUAGUGAGGAUGCAGUACUGUUCCCACUGCAGAGGGCUGACACUGAUACGGCCCUGUACUGGACUGUGUGUUAACAUUAUGAGAGGAUGUCUGGUGGGUGUAUCAGAGCUUGGUGCCCCCUGGGGGAGUUUGGUGGUACUGCUUCAACGGUUAGCCGCUAGUUUAGCAACUAGCAGCAACCAGAACAGCAUGGAGUUAGCUCUGCUGGCAGUCCGAAACCAUGUGAAUGACGCCAUACUGCACGCUCAGCUGCACGGGCCACGCAUUACAGCCACGGUAGAGAAGGUGUGCGGUCCACAGGCAGCUGGUCCCAUGAUGACGAAUGCAAAUCCCACCACCUCCCAUAUUACUACCUCGGUGACUCCUGCAACAUCACUAACCUCAGCGAGGUCAUUGGUGACUUCACCUCCCUUGUUGGGCCCUGUUGCUCAUCAACCUCUGCAGCUGCAAUCCCGGAGGUUGUUCCCUCUUAAAGGUUCCAGAGGUGACAAGAGUCGAAGCCUGAAGAAACUCUCUAGGGAGUUUGAGAGCUCUAUCCAGCGGUACCAGUGGUUUUUCUCAGAGCUGCCAGAGAUGCUUUGUGAGAGCGAGAUGGAGGUUGAGCAGCACACGUGCUGGAGUGGCCAAGACGUCGCAGAGAGUUAUGCAGGUCGUGUGGUUGACAGCACUUUAAAAGCACAGAGGGAGAACCCAGAGAUGACCGUCCGUAAUACAGAUCCUGUCCUGAAGGGGGCAAAACAGAGACUGGAGCAGCUAACACAGGAGCUUUUAGUGGAGUUCGGCUGGGCGAGCAGAGCCAGAGGAAAGGGGGAAGAAGAGGAGGGAGGGAGCGCACAGACAGACAGAGGUAGUGGAAACGACUGUGAUGAUGAAGAUGGCUGUGAAGCAUCUGGCGAGGGGAACAGUGAUGAGACAGUUUAUUCAUCCAGCGGUCAUAGUCCAGAGGCAAAGAACAUGGCUCCUCCUCCUCCUCGUCGCCCCGUCCCUCCUCAUCACCCCUCACCUCCACAGGUGGCUGUUCGAGGCUCAGCCCACACGAUGACUGUCGAACCCUUACCCCUGACCCUGGGGACCCUGCUGCUCCUACUGCUGUCAACAUGGGAACCGCGCUGACCGUCGCGAGGCUGAUCCUGAGACGGACAGAGACAGGAGAGACCGAGAGACGACCACAAACUGUAUGUUUUGUGGCGGUGUUUGGUAUUUGGCAUUUGGAGUUUCUGUAAGCACAGCUGAACCACUCUGGUUGUUUUUGUCGUGGGUGGCCCGGCUGGUGGGACAGGCCGUGGAUUUAUCACAGUUGCAGGUGCACAGUAUGCAUUUUUAUAUUACCUGUACUGACCUCUACAUGUGUUUAUUUUUAUUUAACUCUUAUAGGAUAGAUUGCACAGCACUACUGACUUUUUUUGAAGAGCGAUGUAAAUACAAAUAUAUAUAUAUUAUAUAUUUAUAUGAAGAGUGUCUAUAGAUAACAGUGGCUUGACGUGUAAAUAGAGAUUAAAAUAAAACAGAGCAGAUUGACUUGGACUUUAAGGGAUGUUUGGUUUGGUUUGACCUUUACAUUAUGUAGAGAGAUUAAGAUCCAUGACAGCUACGAGUCAAGCUGAAGGCUUUCGCUUUUUAACGCAGCAAUAUAUUUACCUAUAUCCUCAUAUUUUGUGAGGAUUUAUUAAUGUUAAAGUAAACUCAGCAUACAGAGCUAAACUUAGUCUGGAAAAGGAAAUUAAUGGCAGUUUCCCGAAAGGCAAAACAACCGAUUAUGUGUUACAGACCAUUCACAGGUGGUCACGCAGUAUAAUAAAAAAUUCCAUUGUUUGGCCUGGAAGUCUGUGGAGACUGAAGCCCUUCAGAUACUUUUUUUUUUCUUUGACACAAACAUGCUCUUUUGUUCGUGCAAGCUGGGUGAUUUUUUUUUUUUUUUUUUUAAAUUUCUGCAGUAGGUAUGCUGAAGAAUUUAAAUUUCUCAAAAAAUGACUCCCAAGACAAUGCGUCCGCUUAUAGUUUGUCAUUUCUAGGUGUAUGAUACCUUUCAUAGUCUUGGUAGUUGUGGGAAAAAUGAGUUGAGACUGUUUUCUUCUGAAGACGUACAGGGGACGGAGUUGCAAAAGCACUACCGGAAGGAGUAUGAUAGCUUUCACUUCAUCUUCAAUUUCACUUGCAAGCUGCCCUCCUUGACAGGAAGCUCUGUUUCAAAUAAGAAUAUCCCAAACAGUAAAAAGCACCCAGUGCAAGAAAAGACUAAAUAUGGCCAGCAUCUAAGAGACAGAAACAACCAUCUGCCUGAAGACUGUCACAGUCAUUUCAAAGGGUUGCUGGUCUCCAAAUGUAUUAAUUAAAACUGCGAUGGGAGAGGAUAUAAGACAUCCAACAAAUUGUAGUGAGUGCUUUUUUCAAGUCUGAUACAUGUGAUUUCGGCUUGUCUCUGUAUCCAGUGAAGACAAGAGACGAAGUUUCAAGAGACUGAUCAGAGCAGAGCUGAGCCCAGAUCCAAACAUGUGAAUUAAAUGUAAUUCAUAUUAAUUAGGAUUAUCGAGUCCCCCCCCCGGCUCUCUGUUGAGUCUCAAUCCCCCAAACUGCUCACAACAGCAAGACGGGCAACUGGAAUAUCGAUUCAAUACAUUCAAAACGGAGCAAAUGAACCAACUGAAGGACGCCGCCUACAAGAAAGUCAGUGGGUGACUGACUUUCUUCUCAGAUAUAUCACACUGUGCUGCAUCUAAUAACUAGCUCACAUAUAUAUCUAAGACCUUUUACCCCUGAGGUUUCACACUGUAGAUUACAGUCAUUUGUGUCCUUGAUUUUCUGCGGCAAAACAGCAAAACUCAUGAAUGUGUCACUCACAUGAGAAAGUUUAUUAAUGAAUUAAUGUGACUGACAGAUGAGACAACUUAAGAAAUAAUAGUAUAUAAUAUAAUAUUAUUAUUAUAUAUAUAAUAUAUUAUUAUUAAUAUAGAGCUUAAAUGUUAUCUUGGCAGCGAGCCCAAAUGCCAUGUUAGCUAGCAGGAUGCAAACAAAUGUGCUGUUAUUUGAUUACAAUUUAAAUGUCAUACCCAAAUGAGAAGAGAUUUGGGAGCCGAGCCAACCCUUCCAUCUUUCACAGCCCUGCACUAGGCAACCUUGUACAUAAACAAACCACCAACAGGCACAAACGCACACAGAGACAUUCAGACAUCUGGAAAGUGAAGACAGACCUGAUAAUUUGGUGUUACAAGUCAUCAUUCUGUGGAUGCUCACCUUCUGGGAGCUACAGACUCGCAACUUGAAAUGUCGAGAAAUCUCUGUAUUGAAACGGUGUGUGAAUCCCUUGGCACAUGUGUGUAUAUGAGGUUGAACAACGCUUUUCAUGUCAAAGCCUUAAGUAGCAGAGAAAUUACUUUCUGUUGUUCCUCUAGUGCUGUGCUCCCAUAAAGUUUCUCCACAUGUGCGUUGAGGCACGCUGGUGUGCCAGAAAGCGAGCUAUGCCGUGUCAUCGUUAAAUAAAACCAUUAAAUGUACUUUAUCCAAGUUUAACAGCUCUCUUAGUUCAGUAUAACUUGUUGUUGUUGUUGUUGUUGUUGUUGUCGUUGUUGUAGCAGUAUGCAGGGCCACCAGGAUGCAACAAACAACCAGUCAGCUGCUAUGGUUUCUCUCACAACCCUCUGAAAAUUCACUGUUCUAAUGUAAACUAAACCAGUGACUGUGAUGUAAAACGUAAAUAAACGUGCCUUAAUACACUGUGUCCUGCUACUGUGUUGUGUCACUAA